GGUGUGUUUCCGGGUCGCAGGGACCUUUUCCGGGGCUUGGCAGCGAGUCCGGGAAGCUGCCGCUGCCGGGUGUUAACUGUUCAUCUGCGUACCUGAUGCUGAAAUUUGUUCCUCUUUAAAUUGAGGAGACCAUUGUUAUGAUUCUCCGUGACUAAGUACCAUUCCCCCCAUCGUUACGUUAUAUGCCAAGCUGAUACAAUGAUGAAUUCUCAAAGUUUCUCAUUACCAACAAUGGUGCCCAGUAGCUCUGUUAUUAAUAGCUCCGUGACUAGUAACUUAUCAACGAACAAUCCACCCAGCAAAUCAGUUCUCAUUAGCAAACCAUUUAAAUGCUCUGAAUGUGGCAGGUCUUUUGCCCAGCUGACGGAGCUGGAGCUUCAUGAGAUGUCUCAUGCUGCAGAGCGACCAUAUCGCUGCGAGCUCUGUGGAAAGACCUUUGCGCAGACAUCAGCUCUGGUGAAGCACCAGCGUGUUCACACAGGAGAGAAGCCUUACAAGUGUCCCAUGUGUGGGAAGACCUUUGCCCUGUCCUCUGGCCUGGUACUACACAAACGCAUUCACACUGGCGAGCGGCCCCACACCUGCCCGCUCUGCGGCAAGAAAUUCAUCUCCUCCUCCCACCUGGCCCUGCAUCUGCGCUCGCACACGGGUGAGAGGAAGUACAAGUGCAAUGUGUGUGGGAAGCUCUUCCUACAGUCCUCGCACCUUGUGAGGCACAAAGCAAUCCACACGGGGGAAAAGCCCUUCAAAUGUGAGGACUGUGGGAAGAACUUUGGGCGUGCCUCACACCUGAAGACUCACAGACGUGUUCACACAGGGGAGAGGCCUUUCAAAUGCACCCAGUGCGAGAAGGCCUUUACACAGAAGGCAGGACUGAUCCUGCACAUCCGCCUUCACACUGGUGAGAGGCCCUACAAAUGUGACAAGUGUGGGAAAAACUUCCGUUCCUCCGCUCACCUCAUGUCGCAUCAGCUCCUUGAGUCUGGGGAGAGGAAUUUCAAAUGUACCACAUGCAGUAAGGCCUUUAAGCAGGCCUCAUCUCUCAAACAGCACUUAAAAACACACGAAGCCCGCGAGCCUCACCGCUGUUCUGUUUGUAGCCGAACUUUUUCUAGGUCCUCUUAUCUCCAGCUUCAUAUGAGAACGCACAGUGGGGAGAGGCCCUAUCAUUGCAUGGUUUGCAACCGGACUUAUGCCAAAAUGUCUACAUUUGAGAAACAUUGUAAAAAGCAUCAGCAGGAUGAAGAGAGGUGUGACAUCAGGCCCAGAGCAAUGACUACAAGGGCAAAAGCACUGGCUGAAAAGAAAAGGCAGGAGCAGAAACAGCAGCACCAAGAUGACCGCCCAGAACAACAUCAUCAGACUGACAGAGAGCAGCAACAAGAUGGAGAGCAUUUCCUGCUCUGUCAGCUGUCUUCUCCCAGUGACCGGAAGCCCAGGAUGCAGGAUCGACCCAGAAAUUCACUGUGUCUAAUUACCAAGGUGAUCUCUCAGAUGGAACUAGAGGAAGAGCCAUCGGUCCUGGAAAGGGAGAACCUAAGAAGCACCUGUACAGGUCAUGGGAUGGUGCGUGAGAAUGAGGAGGAGAGACCUGAGCAAGUGGAACUUCAUGUGACGUUACUGGGAAGAUCCAAAGCGCAGGGAAAUUUCUGCCCUCUUGAGCAGGGAAAAGCUUCUGAGAGUCCAGGCAGGUCCAAAAGGGAGCAAAGAAACCCUCCAGCAAAGAGACUGGGGAAAUCCAUCCAGCUUGGGGGAGGUGACCUCAAUGACCUCCCAAUCCCGCAGAGACUCCACACGGGAGAGGGAAAGAACACAUGCUCCGACUGUGGGAAAAGCUUCCGUGGGAGCUUAGGUCUUACUAGACAUCAGAGAAUCCAUUCGGGCGAGAAGCCCUACAGAUGUCUUUUGUGCGGGAAAGGCUUCACCGUCAGCUCCACCCUGGCUAAGCACCGGCGCAUCCACACUGGGGAGAAACCCUACCAGUGCCUCAGUUGUGGGAAGAGCUUCAUCCAGAGCUCGCAGCUCAUCACCCACCAGAGAACACACACGGGCGAGAAGCCCUACCAAUGCCCCGAAUGCGGGAAGGGCUUCAGCCGGAGCUCCCACCUCAUCAUCCACCAGAGGUUCCACACUGGAGAGAAGCCCUAUGAAUGCCCCCAAUGCGGGAAGGGCUUCAGCCAGAGCUCCAACCUGGCCACGCACCAGAGAGUGCACACGGGGGAGCGGCCCUACCAGUGCUCCCAGUGCGGGAAGGGCUUCGCGCAAAGCUCAGACUUCACCGCCCACCAGCGGCUGCACAUGGGCGAAAGGCCCUACCGCUGUGCCGAGUGUGGGAAAAGCUACACAAACAGCUCUGCCCUCAUCAAACACCAGAGGAACCACACGGGGGAGCGACCCUACAAAUGCCCCGAGUGCAGGAAGGGCUUCAGCCAGAGCUCCGCUCUGCUUGCCCACCAGCGGAUCCACACGGGAGAGAGGCCCUACAAGUGUCCUGAGUGUGGAAAGGGCUUUUAUGCGCGCUCCCCCCUUAUUGCACACCGGAGAACCCACACCGGCGAGACGCCCUACAUGUGUCCAGAGUGUGGGAAGGGCUUCCGCAAGAAAACCAGCCUGAACGUGCAUCAGAGAGACCACCCGGCGGAGGAACAAUGCCCUGACCAGGGCUGUCCCCAGUGA
This is a messenger RNA of Emys orbicularis (European pond turtle), 2676 nucleotides long. Its product is annotated as zinc finger protein 345-like. Gene Ontology annotation, molecular function: RNA polymerase II cis-regulatory region sequence-specific DNA binding; DNA-binding transcription factor activity, RNA polymerase II-specific. The transcript has 5 exons. NCBI's taxonomy places the organism in Eukaryota, Metazoa, Chordata, Testudines, Emydidae. Gene Ontology annotation, biological process: regulation of transcription by RNA polymerase II. The record is from RefSeq and is a predicted model, not a curated record. Bases 199 to 2676 code for a protein of 825 amino acids.